AUGGCUGAGCAAAUCGAGAAGGCAUACCAGAAGCAGCCCAUCUUCCAAAACGCCAAGGCGCGUGGCGGCAAGAAGCUCACCAAGGAGAAGCGGUGGUACAAGGAUGUCGGUCUCGGCUACAAGACGCCCAAUGAGGCCAUCACUGGCACCUACAUCGACAAGAAGUGCCCGUUCACGAGUGACGUCUCGAUCCGUGGCCGCAUCCUCACCGGCCGUGUCGUCUCCACCAAGAUGACCCGCACCCUCAUCAUCCGCCGCGACUACCUCCACUACAUCCCCAAGUACAACCGUUACGAGAAGCGCCACAAGAACCUUGCCGCACACGUCUCGCCCGCAUUCCGUGUCGAUGUCGGCGACAUCGUCACCGUUGGCCAGUGCCGACCGCUGUCAAAAACGGUCCGCUUCAACGUGAUCCGUGUGCAGAAGAACAAGGCGGCGGCCAAGGCCUUCGCCAAGUUCUGA
This is a messenger RNA of Peniophora sp. CBMAI 1063, 462 nucleotides long. The record is from the annotation of a GenBank genome assembly. NCBI's taxonomy places the organism in Eukaryota, Fungi, Basidiomycota, Agaricomycetes, Russulales, Peniophoraceae.